AUGGCUUCUGACUUUUGCUUAAAAGACUUCGACGCCACCACGGACGACCCGAUGGAGACCCAAAUCCCCUCGGUAUUUUCCGAGAACCCCAAGCAUGCCCACUGGAUGAAGGAGGCGUUGAAGAUGGGAGAGACAGCCCUCAAGCAUGGUGAGACUCCUGUCGGUUGUGUCCUGGUCUACAAUGACCAGGUCGUCGGCCGGGGCAUGAACGAUACCAACCGUUCGAUGAAUGGAACCCGCCACGCCGAGUUUCUGGCCAUCGCGGAGAUGCUCCAGAACUACCCCAAGUCUGCUCUCCAGUCUACCGAUCUCUACGUGACCGUCGAGCCCUGUGUCAUGUGUGCCUCAGCCCUCAAGCAGUACCGCAUUCGUUGUGUGUACUUUGGUUGUGCCAAUGACCGGUUUGGAGGCACCGGCGGUGUUCUGACCAUUCAUUCCGACCCUUCCAUCGACCCUACCUACCCGGUGUAUGGUGGACUGUUCCAGAAGGAAGCCGUCAUGCUCCUGCGCCGCUUCUACAUCCAAGAGAAUGACAAGGCACCCAACCCACGUCCCAAGAAGAACCGCGAGCUCAACACUGCAUUUGACAAGCUGCGCGAGAUCCCGCCCGGAAAUGGGAAUGAGACACUGCCAUGCUCUUAG
Messenger RNA from Penicillium subrubescens, 642 nucleotides. Its product is annotated as nucleoside deaminase. Gene Ontology annotation, biological process: tRNA wobble adenosine to inosine editing. The transcript has 6 exons. The record is from RefSeq and is a predicted model, not a curated record. Bases 1 to 642 code for a protein of 213 amino acids. Gene Ontology annotation, cellular component: cytoplasm; nucleus. Gene Ontology annotation, molecular function: zinc ion binding; tRNA-specific adenosine-34 deaminase activity. Lineage: Eukaryota; Fungi; Ascomycota; Eurotiomycetes; Eurotiales; Aspergillaceae.